GAGGUGGUCAUUUUUUAAUGGACAAAAAUGAUAACUAGUUUAGCUUGUUUUUUAUUACACAACGAUUCUCUCUUAUGAAACAACCCAUAUCCUCCACACUUAACCAGCAUUUGAUAGAUUAUCCAAGGUCGAGCAAUCUAAGUUAUUGGUGGGGCUUCGGUCCGUUAGCUGGUAUUUGUUUAGUCAUUUACAUAAUGACUGGCAUUUUUUUAGCUAUGCAUCACACGCCUCAUGUGGAUCUAGCUUUCAGCAGCGUAGAACACGUUAUGAGAGAUGUUGAAGGGGGCUGGUUGCUCCGUUAUAUGGAUUCUAAUGGGACAAUGCUUCUUCGGAGGGGAGCAACCAGCAUACGUGACCAUAAAACUAGACAAAACCAAACUUGCAAAGAGCACCCACCAACACAACCGCACCUGGAACCAGAGCUUCCGCAUCCUCUGUGCUCACUCUGUGUCCACCCUCCUCAUCACCCUCCGAACCCCCCUCACCGUCCUUGGCACCCUCCGAAUCCCGGCCCGCCGACUUCAAGCCUCAUCUCCUCUUGAAGGACUCUUCCCCCUCGACAACUCCACGCCGAGGCUUGAUCUCAGUCUCCAUCUCCACUUCACCCCGGCUGAUGCCCACCCUCAUUGGAGCAAAGGCUUCAGUGCUUUCCCGAGCCUGGCUUCUGCUUCGUUUCCACAACGAUCGGGGUGCGGCGUUCGCCUCUACCAGGAUGCCCACCUCAGUAGCUCUUUUGCCGUGACUGGUCGACACUGGAGGCUAUGGGAAGAUGUGUAUAGAGCGAUCGAUGGUGCGAAACACUUGGUUUAUAUUGCAGGGUGGUCACUUAACACGAAGACUGUGUUGGUGAGAGAUCUUGAGACCGAUGUGCCGGGAGCCAGGGGGGUAUCAGUUGGUGAGUUGCUGAAGCGCAAGGCCGACGAGGGCGUGGCCGUGCGGGUCAUGCUUUGGGAUGAUGAGACAUCGCUGCGUGGCAUCAAGAACAGUGGUGUCAUGAGGACCCAUGAUGAGGAUGCGUUUGCCUACUUCAAGCACUCAAAGGUGGUUUGCCGACUGUGCCCCAGGGUCCAUGCGAAGGCACCAGCAGUAUUUGCGCACCACCAAAAGACCAUCGUCGCUGAUGAUGCCGGCAGGGCCCUGGUGAGCUUCGUCGGGGGUGUGGACCUCUGUGAUGGCCGCUAUGACACCGAGGCCCACUCAUUGUUUCGUGGACUCAACGACACAGGCUCUUAUGCUCGUGACUUCUACCAGACCAACAUUGCUGAUGCUUCACUGCACAGGGGUGGGCCUCGCGAGCCCUGGCACGAUGCACAUGCCCGCAUCACAGGACCAGCCGCAUGGGACGUCCUCAGCAACUUUGAGCAAAGAUGGAGAAAGCAAUGCGAUCCUUCAUUACUUGUCUCGAUCGAAGCUCUGCGAGACCUGCUCAUUCACCAUGACGAUAAUAGCAGCAGAGACUACUGGAACGUGCAGGUCUUUCGAUCCAUCGACCAUGCCUCAGCGGGUGCCUUUCGAUUAGGUCACCCCCCUGUGGAGUGCAGUAUUCACGAAGCCUACAUCGAGGCCAUUCGACGAGCAUCGAAAUUCAUCUACAUCGAGAACCAGUACUUCAUCGGGGGGUGCCAUAUGUGGGAGACAGACAAACACUGUGGCUGCAAGAACCUAAUACCAGUCGAGAUUGGGCUCAAGGUGGCAGCCAAGAUACGAGCCGGAGAGAGGUUUGCGGCAUACAUCGUGAUACCGAUGUGGCCAGAGGGGGUGCCGGAUAGUGAGCCGGUCCAGGACAUAUUGCACUGGACUCGGCUCACCAUGCAGAUGAUGUAUGGGUUGGUGGCUGAGGCCCUCUCAGAUGUGGGUGGGGGGAUGUACCCUACUGAUUAUCUGAACUUCUUCUGCCUUGCAAAUCGAGAGAGGGAGAGUGUGGGAGAGUUUGUUGCACCCCACUCUCCUAACCCUCACACUCCUUAUUGGAAUGCCCAAAAGCAUAGGAGAUUCAUGGUAUAUGUUCACUCCAAGGUCAUGAUAGUUGAUGAUGAAUUUAUUUUGAUCGGGUCUGCAAAUGUGAACCAAAGAUCCAUGGAUGGCAAAAGGGACACUGAGAUUGCAGUUGGAUGCUAUCAACCCAGACGACACGAGUGCGGGGAUGUUGGUGCCUACAGGAAGUCGCUGUGGUACGAGCACACCCGUUGCAGUGAUGAAUCCUUUAUGGAGCCACACAGUGUAGAGUGUGUGAGGAAGGUGUGCAGCAUAGGCAACGAGAUGUGGCGUGUAUUUAGCGGAAAAGACGUGGUGGACAUGGAAGGCGUUCACCUAGUGAAGUAUCCUAUCAUGGUGGCAAAGAAUGGUGAGAUUGAAGAUACUGCAGAGGGGAAUGGGACAUUCCCGGACACGAAAACUCCGAUUAAAGGGAAGAGAUCAAAGAUUCUUCCUCCGCUUCUUACCACAUAGGAAUCCAUGGAGUGAUCAAAAUGCUUGACCUGUGAAUAUGCAAGCAUAAUUUGUUCAAUUAUAAACAUUUAGAAAACGUAUCAAAUGUGAUGUUGAAAUUGAAGGAAACAAGAUAAAAAUGUUAAUAUUUGGCAUAAAACUGCGUAGAAAACAUGGGAAGUGAUUAAACUAUCAUGAGCUUGAUGAAUCCAUCCAUUGAUCUCAACAAACGAUACGAUUUACGACUUGGUAGGGGUGAUGCUUAUUCUUAUUUCACGAGGAC
Molecule: messenger RNA, 2710 nt
Organism: Amborella trichopoda
Lineage: Eukaryota; Viridiplantae; Streptophyta; Magnoliopsida; Amborellales; Amborellaceae
Source: RefSeq, a predicted model, not a curated record